AUGCCGGACGGCCGGCAGUACCGCGAUGGCCGGCACACGGACGGCGCGCGGCAGAGUGGCAGCCGGCCGCUGGCGGGAAGGCGGGCGGUGCUUCGAGCGUGGUCGCUGGCGCUGCUGGCUGCCGCCGUGGCGAGCUUUGACUGGGUGCCGGGACCGGCGGGGAGUGAGGCGCGGGUGGCAGCGCGCGCGUGGGACGUGGGGGGGCUGUUCGGGGGAGGAUGGGAGGGCGAUAAGGACCCGGUCAACCCGUUCACACUCUAUGGCACCGUGCAGUGCGUGGUGGGGGUGGGUGGGGGGGAGUGGGGGGUGGGAAUGAGGGGGGAAGAGGGGAAGGGAGAAUGGGAAGCACAGGGCCCUCAUACCCCUCGUGACGCAUCCGCUGCUCGUGUCACCAUGGCAUGGGAUGGCAUAUUUGCGGCAUGGAAGAAGUACUACAUUGAGCGACUGGAGGGAGAGAAGGUGCUGUCCCGGGCAAAGGGGUUCACUGCCACAGCAUGUGUGGCUGCACUGGACAAUGCAGCAGAGACGCCUGAACUGCAAGCUCUCCCGAUUGGGGCCAAGGUGUCAGUGAUAGGCAACGCCGUGUGUCAAGGGCGAGGGGAGUGA
Messenger RNA from Closterium sp. Naga37s-1, 606 nucleotides. The record is from the annotation of a GenBank genome assembly. NCBI's taxonomy places the organism in Eukaryota, Viridiplantae, Streptophyta, Zygnematophyceae, Desmidiales, Closteriaceae.